Messenger RNA from Musca vetustissima, 1092 nucleotides. It is a transcript of the gene Nup44A, whose product is annotated as nucleoporin seh1. Gene Ontology annotation, cellular component: nuclear pore outer ring; Seh1-associated complex. Gene Ontology annotation, biological process: positive regulation of TORC1 signaling; cellular response to amino acid starvation. The transcript has 5 exons. The coding region runs from base 12 to 1085 and encodes 357 amino acids. Gene Ontology annotation, molecular function: protein binding; structural molecule activity. The record is from RefSeq and is a predicted model, not a curated record. NCBI's taxonomy places the organism in Eukaryota, Metazoa, Arthropoda, Insecta, Diptera, Muscidae.
AAUAAAAAAGAAUGUUUGAAGUUGAGCCCAUUAUUGUUGAUCAUAAAGAUGUUAUACACGAUGUCGUAUUCGAUUAUUACGGCCGCAGAAUGGCAACAUGUUCCAGCGAUCAAACAGUAAAGAUAUGGGAUGAAAAUGAACAAGGCAAAUGGUCGGUGACAUCAAGUUGGAAGGCACACUCGGGUUCAAUAUGGCGUGUAUCGUGGGCUCAUCCAGAAUUUGGUCAAGUUUUGGCCACGUGCUCUUUUGACAGAACUGCCUCCGUAUGGGAAGAGGUAUUGGGUGAAAAAGUUGGCGGCACAAUGACUCCAGCUCGUCGCUGGGUCAAACGUACCAUCCUCGUUGAUUCUCGUACAAGUGUCACGGACGUUGAAUUUGCACCGAAAUAUUUGGGUUUACUACUGGCCACAGCUUCGGCCGACGGUGUUAUACGUAUCUAUGAAGCUCCCGAUAUUAUGAAUUUAAGUCAAUGGUCGGUGCAACAUGAAAUCACAAAUAAAUUGCCACUGAGUUGUUUAUCGUGGAAUACGUCAAUGUAUAUGUUGUCGUCACAAUUGUUGGCUGCUGGCAGCGAUGAAACGGCCACAGCAACGGGUAAAGUUUUUAUUUUCGCCUACAGUGAAAAUGCCCGCAAAUGUGUUAAGGUCGAUACAAUUAAUGACAUCACGGAUCCUGUUACCGAUUUAGCAUUUGCCCCGAAUGCAGGUCGAAGCUUCCAUAUGCUGGCUGUGGCUAGUAAAGAUUUGUAUAUUGUUAAUAUUCGUGGAACAAGUGAUGCCACCGGCACCUCCAAACUAGAUAUACAAACAGUUAAACACACCGAUCACAAUUGUCCAGUGUGGCGUGUAUGCUGGAACAUGUUGGCCACCAUGUUGAUUUCGACCGGUGAUGAUGGUUGUGUACGGAUAUGGAGAAUGAAUUAUAGCAAAAAAUGGAAAUGUGCUGCUGUGCUAAAAGCUGAGGGUUCAGGUCCCUCAUAUGAACCGGCAUUGAAUUCACCUAGUUUUUCUAGUUCGGCAGCAGCAACAGUAAAAUACUAUAAAAAGGGUAUCAUAAGUAAUCCCAAUCAAGUGCCAUGGCAUUGAAAAAAAA